Messenger RNA from Glycine soja, 1575 nucleotides. Its product is annotated as F-box/kelch-repeat protein At3g23880-like. The record is from RefSeq and is a predicted model, not a curated record. NCBI's taxonomy places the organism in Eukaryota, Viridiplantae, Streptophyta, Magnoliopsida, Fabales, Fabaceae. Bases 169 to 1245 code for a protein of 358 amino acids. The transcript is spliced from 2 exons.
GCCUAGCAAAGUUUCAGCCCAGUUAAAUAAGAUGACAUCAUCAAAGAUGUAGCGAAAGACGAAGAGCAUGGAGAACCAGAAUGAGACUCUCCCUCGAGACUUGAUCAGAGAAAUUCUCCUCAGAUUGCCGGUGAAAUCUGUUCUGAAAUGCAAGCGUGUCUGUAAGACAUGGCUUUCUCUUAUUUCCGAUUUGGCAUUUCCCAUUAUGACCUUGCUGCCGCACCCUGCCAUCGACUUGUUUUCAAAUCAAAGGGUUUUCUUGUUAAUAGCAUUGAUGUAGACGCACCCCUUUUCAUGAAUUCCGCUGAACUGAAUUUCCUUUCCACCCCUCCAUCACCCCCGCACGGUGCUGCUCAUCAUCAUAAUAAUCAUAAAUAUAUUAUUCUUGGUUCGUACAGAGGGAUACUACUUUUAUACUUCCUGUUCCACUAUGAUCUCAUUCUUUGGAAUCCAUCAAUUGGUGUCCACCAACCAUUAACAUACUUUAAAUUUGACUUCACCACCAUUGCCAUACGUAGCUAUGGUUUUGGCUAUGACUCAUCAACAAAUAACCACUGUUUAGUUCUGAUUAUUUUGGAUGAGUCUGAAGAUGAUGAUGAUGAUGAUGAUGAUGAUGAUGAUGAUUGCAUGGUUGAAAUCCGGGUUUGUUCUUUUGAAUCUGCUUCUUCUGUUUCAUAUAAGGAUAUUUUUUUUCCAUACCAUUACAUUAACAACAAAUUCUACGCUGGGUCAUUUUUUAAUGAGGCUCUUCAUUGGUUGGUUUUGACCGACGAUGAAGAUGUUCCUGUCAUAGUUGCAUUUGAUCUGAUACAAAGGAGUUUAUCAGAUACUAUUCCUCUCUUUGAUCAUUUCACUGUGGAAAAAUAUAAAGUUCAAAGUUUUGGGGUCAUGGGAGGAUGUCUCAGUGUGUGCUGCUUGGUCCAAGGCUGUGCAACUGCCGAAAUAUGGAUGAUGAAGGAAUAUAAAGUGCAGUCAUCUUGGACUAAGUACAUGGUUAUACCUAUUUAUAAAAUUCCUAAUUAUCACUUUUCCCCCAUAUGCAUCACUAAAGAUGGUCACAUUUUGGGAUCAAAUACCGGAAGAAGAUUAGAGAAACGUAAUCACAAAGGAGAACUCCUUGAGUUUCUCACAUAUGCUGGAGGUGGAGAUUGGUGCUGUUUCAAUCUACUGUCUGCUAUGUAUAGAGAGAGUCUACUGCUCCCUAGUGACAUCAUUGGGGAACCAAGUGAAGAUGACCAAGAGUAGCAGACAAGAAUAUCACGGGCAUGAAAUAUGCAAGAAUACGUGCAAUUAUCUUGAUGUCGCUUUCCUACAAAUGGUGACACUGCUAGCAGAGACCAUAGCACUUGGAAGAGAAUGGCAUAUAUAUGAUAUUAAAUUAUCUAGUGUUUAGUGAAGAUGCCGCACUAAUGUCUGUCUUAGUGUAGAUUUCGGUGAAGUUAGAGUAUCAGCAGUCUUACAAUUUAACUAUGUUUCAGAUUAUCCCUUUUCCUCUUAAUUUUAAUAUGUUUGCAGUUUGUUUAUCUUACGCUCUUUUAUAUACUUUUCAGAUUCAAGUCCUAUUUAUUUGAUUCA